CAUCCAGCGCCCGUCGCCCUGCACGUCCUGCACAGGCGUGGGCUUGCUGGCCGGGUUCUCUUCCCCGCUCAUCCUCAACACCGCAGCCCCUGCGGAGGAGAUCCGUGGAGUCCGCCCGGGAAUGCUCCGCCAGGACGUGGAUCCGCCACGCCCACCCCUACCCCCCGGCCAACACAAUGGACCGUCCCGCCGCGCUCACUCGCGCGCGCGCAGGGCGAAGGCCAAGCCGGGGACGCCGCCUCCUCUCGCAGAAUGGAAACCGUCACGGGGGAAGGAACUCUCGCUCCCCUCCCCUCCCCUCCCCUCCCCUCCCCCGACGGAGGCCGGGCUCGUCUGUCGCUUCCCGCUGGGACCCUCGCGACCACGGCGGCGCGGCGCGGCGGGGCGGGGCAGGCGAGACCACGCAGCGUGCGUGGCGGGGGGCGGAGGGGUGGAGAGGGAGAGACAACCCAGAGUUGUCGGGAAGGGGUAGCGUACCCGAAGAGCCGGCAACGAGCAGGGACAACCUAGCGCACUUCCUCCGGGGAGGCAAUCAUUUGCUGCCAGGCCAGAAAACUCCGGAUCAGACCACCUACGGCUACUGUCCCUGAUUUAUCUGCAUCUGAUGACCACCAUGCCUUCUAGGCCAUCAUGGACCCUCGGGGACCAGUCUCUCAGCCUCUCCAGCAGCUUGAGAAAUCUGGUCGCAUCCGGCGUCGCAAAACUAGGGGGGAGCGAAACAAGGCCCUGGUGAGUGGCUAUCGACCAUUGGCCCGUCAGGAUCCCCCCGUGUCCAGUCGGGAUCCAUCUGCACUCCUCCAGGAUCCUGCAGCGUCUGCAGCCCCCAAGCUUGUCGUCAUAACUCAAGGCAGGUUGAGUCGGGAGCACCGGGGUCUCUUCAGCCAUGAAGUGAAAUCCCUGGAUGUGGCCCGGCUGCUUAACAGUGGCUCCUUGGAACCAUGUACCCCCCCACUACCCACCAAAUCCUCCUGCAGCCCAGGCAGAGGCCAAGAACCAGCCUUAGAGUCAAGAGGCAAGGAGAACCAGGUACCUGGAGGUGUAGACUCAAGCCCACCAAGUUCCCCAGGGCUCCCUGUGUUGGGACGACUGCUGGAGGAGAUGCAGUGCCAGCUGACUCUGCCACAAGCCUUUCCCACGAGGGACCUAGUGCGCGAGUCCAGAGAUGCCAUUCUAAGAACCUUACAAGGCUGCCAUGGCUGCGUGCCUGAUCUUGCCCUGGUGCUCCGAGGUUGCCGUUCACCCUUGCCUGAGACGAAGCCUAGGGUCCCUGAGAGACGGAGGAAGACACCUUCUGGUAUCGACGUUCCUGAGCAUGCUCCAAGGGAGGGGAGGCAAAGGACUCAACAGGGGACAAAGGGGAUUAACCUUGCCGGGCCUCAUACUUGUAGCAGCAACCCUUCACACAGGGCCAGCCUGGUGCCACCUACAGAUCACCAGCUGCCAAUCGUGCCCUCAGUAUCUUCACCAUCUGCGAUAGCUUGUGGUCCCCCAACAGCUUUUGAUAUGCUGAAAAGCAUCUGGCUCAUAGCCACACCACCCCAGCCCCAGCCCCGGGAUAUCUGCCCACCUCAACCCCUACCUCAGCCACCAUCACCCUUGUUGCCCCGAACAUCUGGCAAUAAGGACUUGGACUGGAGCCCCGACCCUCCUGCCCCACUACUCAGCCUUUCCUGGGUGGUGACCCAGAGAAGUCCAGAGUCUUGGUCCUUCCCCCCAAUGAGACUGUACUGAGGAGACUGUGGGUAGGGUUGUGGGGCAGGGGUCCCAUGCUCCCAGUCACCUCAAUAAAACACCAUCUUGGUCCUCUUGA
Molecule: messenger RNA, 1810 nt
Organism: Onychomys torridus (southern grasshopper mouse)
Lineage: Eukaryota; Metazoa; Chordata; Mammalia; Rodentia; Cricetidae
Gene: Prr19
Product: proline rich 19
Exons: 3
Coding region: 631-1731 (366 amino acids)
Source: RefSeq, a predicted model, not a curated record